Messenger RNA from Vigna radiata var. radiata (mung bean), 525 nucleotides. RefSeq names its product putative E3 ubiquitin-protein ligase RING1a. Lineage: Eukaryota; Viridiplantae; Streptophyta; Magnoliopsida; Fabales; Fabaceae. The transcript has 6 exons. The record is from RefSeq and is a predicted model, not a curated record. Bases 1 to 525 code for a protein of 174 amino acids.
AUGUCAGGACUGAGCCUCCCCGACGAGCCUCCACCACCAGAGCAAUCCCCAGAAGAAGUGCAAUCUGAAAAUGAAGUUGAAUCAGAACGAAGAAAUUCAUCGAGCGACGACGACAUAUGUAUGGAAAUAGACUACUCAGAUAUAAGCGAGGAUCUUCGGUGUCCUAUCUGCCUAGGUGUAAUUCGAAAAACCAAAAUUGUUAUGGAAUGCUUGCAUCGGUUUUGCGGAGAAUGCAUUGAGAAAUCCAUUCGACUUUGUAAGAAUGAAUGCCCAGUUUGUCGUGAACAUUAUCCUGGCGGAUGCACACUAGGGGAUGAUCGCCACUAUGAUCAUCUCAUUUCUAUCAUCCAUCCUGAUAUUGAACAGUACGAGGAGGAGUCUUUCCGACGUGAAAUAAAAGAAUUGGAGAGGAAAAAGAGGGCCAGGGAAACCGCUGCAGGUUUUGCAAGGAGACGCAGAACAAUCAGAAAUGCAUGUGAAGAUCAGAAAUCCAAUGACAAUGAUAAGAAUGGAGGAAAAGACUGA